CUCCCGGCAUGCCUUGCGCGGGCGGGACUAGUUCCGGCGGCGGCGCUCACCGGGGCGCAGUGUAUUGGAAUCCCAGAGUUUUCUACAGCAAGAGAAAACUUCCAGCAAAAUCUUCUCAGCCGCAGUUACUGUUUUGGGUUGAGGAGUCAAUCAGAGUUGAGGGCAGGAUGUCGGAGCUGAGCGACGAGGCCAGCGAGUCGGAGCUGCUGAGCCGCAGCCUGUCCAUGUGGCACGGGCUGGGGCCCGCGCUGUGCCGCGAGGAGCUCGACGUGCCCCUGGACCUGCACACGGCCUCGUCUGUCGGCCAGUACCACGUGGUGCAGGAGUGCAUCCAGCGUGGAGACCUGGAUUUGAACCAGAGGAACUGUGGGGGCUGGACCCCACUCAUGUACGCGUCCUACAUCGGCCACGACAACAUCGUGCACCUGCUGCUGGAAGCGGGAGUGAACGUGAACAUCCCCACCCCAGAAGGGCAGACUCCCCUCAUGCUGGCCUCCAGCUGUGGCAAUGAGAGUGUGGCUUGCUUCCUCCUCCAGCAAGGAGCAGAGCUGGAGAUGAAGGACAUCCAUGGCUGGACUGCCUUGUUCCACUGCACCAGUGCUGGGCACCAGCAGAUGGUCAAGUUCUUACUGGAGAAUGGAGCAAAUGCCAACUGCAAGGAGCCAGUGUAUGGGUACACACCUCUGAUGGAAGCAGCUGCUUCUGGCCAUGAGAUCAUUGUUCAGUACCUUCUCAAUCAUGGAGUGAAGGCAGAUGUCAGAGAUAACACUGGAGCCACAGCACGGACCCUGGCCAUGAAGUAUGGCCACACCAAGAUUGUGGGGCUGAUAGAUCUGCACGCAGCCCCAGUGCCCAAGGUCUUCUGCAGAGGUCCAGGCAACUAUGAGGAGCUGAGUUCUUCAGAUGAGUCAUGUUCUGCUCCCCAGAGACAGAGACCUGCUCGUAGGACCAAGGGUCCCAGCAUCCAUGAAGGGCCCCAGGCCUUGGCCAAGAUCACAGCAAUUGGCCUUGGGGGAAGGAAGCAGUCUUGCUAUGAGCAGGUGCCCCCUCAGGGCUAUGUCACCUUCAGCAACGAUGGCAGCUGUGUGCCAGGUGUCAUCCGGCACAGGGACGUCACCUCCCCGAUCAACGAGCUGGACGUGGACAGCAGCAGCAGCAGGGAGGAUAGUGCUUUGUCCAGCAACAGCUUGGGAACCGUCAGGAGCAGCAGCAGCAGCAGCAGUGAAUGCUUAAUCAGAAUCCCAGGAGUCAGCAGUGAAGGCUCCUUGGAAAGCAAUGAGGACUCUGACCACACCAACAGCCCCCCGAGUCGGAAACAAGCCAAGAGCUUUAAGGGCAAGGCCCGGUACGGCAACAGCGACAGCCAGGGGAGCCCCUGCCUGGGGAAGGCUGGGGGCUGCUGCCAGCACCUGGUCCUUCCUGAGCCCCCAGCCUACACAGGGCCCCAGGACCUGGCAACAUUCCUUGAGGAGAUUGGGUGCCUGAAAUACCUGCAGGUGUUUGAGGAGCAAGACGUGGAUCUCAGGAUCUUCCUGACCCUCACUGAGAGUGACCUGAAGGAAAUUGGCAUCACGCUGUUUGGCCCCAAGAGGAAGAUGACGUCGGCCAUCGCGCGCUGGCACAGCAGCGCCCGCCCGCCCAGCGACGCGCUGGAGUUGGCCUAUGCCGACCGGCUGGAGGCGGAGAUGCAGGAAUUGGCCAUCCAGCUGCACAAGAGGUGUGAAGAGGUGCAGGUGAUGAAGGGCCAGGUGUGCCAGGAGCAGAAGCUGCGGGCAGUGGCUGAGAGCUGUUUGAUGGAGCGGGAUGAGACCUGGAAUGCCAUCCAGUGCCAGCUCAGAGAGGCUCAGGCCAUCACCACGGAUGCUGGAGUCCUGCUGGAUCAGAUCAAGAGCUGCCAGGCAGAGCUGUCAGCCCGGCUGGCCCCGGAGCGGGCGGGCGAGGCAGCACCGGACACGCGGGAGCGGCAGCGGGAGCAGCGCGGCACCGGCGAGAGCGAGCGGCCCGGGGAGCGCCCAGUGCUGGAAGGGUGGCCACCUUCCCUGAAGUCCCUGAGCUUGCCUGAGCUGUCAGCUGUGCUGGAGGAGUGUGUGGGAGAGAUGGGAAAAGCUCUGCAGACUGUGACUCAAAACCUCCAAAGGCUCCAAGCCCUGGGGCAGAGCGGGCAGAGCUGGCCAAAGGCAUAACUGAGCCAGGAGGGGAUUCUGACGUCGGGUGACCGUUCCACCCGGAAGCUGAGUGUGCCUGGGACAGGGAGCAGGGGC
Molecule: messenger RNA, 2261 nt
Organism: Melozone crissalis (California towhee)
Lineage: Eukaryota; Metazoa; Chordata; Aves; Passeriformes; Passerellidae
Gene: ANKS3
Product: ankyrin repeat and sterile alpha motif domain containing 3
Exons: 18
Coding region: 9-2183 (724 amino acids)
Cellular component (GO): cilium
Molecular function (GO): protein binding
Source: RefSeq, a predicted model, not a curated record